AUGGGGCGACGACAGAAAGUGAAGAGCAACGCGGGGAACAGAAAGCUGAAGAGGGGAGAACGAGAUUUGAAGAGGCGAGGCAAAGACAUCGAUCAAGUCCAUGCAGAUUUGUUGAAAGGCCAUGUGGAUUUGCCAGUCGAUGACGACUUGCCGGGGAAAGGUCAGUUCUACUGCGUCUCGUGUGCGCGCUACUUCAUCAGCGACUCCGCUUUGCAGAUUCACACCCGAACAAAAGCCCAUAAACGCCGGCUGGUUGUCGCCCAGGAGACCCCGUGGACUCAUGAGGACGCCGAGCAGGCGGCGAAGUGA
Molecule: messenger RNA, 309 nt
Organism: Neospora caninum
Lineage: Eukaryota; Apicomplexa; Conoidasida; Eucoccidiorida; Sarcocystidae
Product: putative zinc finger protein
Exons: 2
Coding region: 1-309 (102 amino acids)
Source: RefSeq, a predicted model, not a curated record